This is a messenger RNA of Rhagoletis zephyria (snowberry fruit fly), 1727 nucleotides long. RefSeq lists its product as uncharacterized. Gene Ontology annotation, molecular function: nucleic acid binding; zinc ion binding. NCBI's taxonomy places the organism in Eukaryota, Metazoa, Arthropoda, Insecta, Diptera, Tephritidae. The record is from RefSeq and is a predicted model, not a curated record.
UAUCCGUAAUAACGUAACCACUCAACUCAGUGUAUAUACUGCAUUAUAUUAUAUCGUAUCUUAUAUCGUAACUUAAAUAUGCAACUCUGUUAUAGACAUAAGCGGACACAAUGUAAAGAUAAAAGGGAGAAUAAAGAAAAAGAAUUAUUCGAAAAGCAACCACGAAGUCAUCUGCUUGUGUAUUAUCUGCUACAGAUUUUCAGAAGUAAGCUCGGAUCUACGCUUGAGUAACAACAGUUUUUUUUUACACGUCAACGCAAAUUCAGUAAUUUUUUUUACGACGCCUACAUAUUUUUGUCGACAUGGAGAGCAUUGAUGCAAAUCAAUACACAUCCAAACAACUGCGCGAGUGGCUGAAACAAUUAGGCUUGCCAACGCAUGGCAACAAAGGCACCCUUGCGCUAAGACUUAGCGAAGUUCCGGCAAGUAUUCGUGGCGAUUGCCCAGGUGAUGGUGACGACGAAAUUGAGCAGGUGUGCCUUGAGGAGCCAGAGCUUCCAGAAGAUCAUCUUGAUUUGAAGGCGCAAAACGAAUCGCUAUUGGAAGAGAUUUGGCAGCUUAAGCAAACAAUAUUGGAAUUGCACUCCAAUCGCGCAAAUAGCGGCAUAACUGCAAAUAAUAGCAUCACCCCAAAUAACGGCGGCGAUACCAACAAAAAAAGCCAUGAAAAUAGCGACGCAGCGAGUAGCGGUAAUGAACGGGCCUGCAACGAAGCAGGCGAUAGGGCAGAGAACAACGCUAGCAAUGCAGUUGGCUACAGCGUAGCAAACAGCGACAGAGCAGCAAACGACGAUAAGGCGGCCGAUGGUGUGACGGUUGAAAUCGAAACAAACGCCCGCAAUGAAGUGAAUGCGUCGAUGAGCAGCACACUUGUCAACUCAGCAAAUAACGUAGAGACCGGCAACAAGGCAAGUGGUGGAAGUACGGCGAACAGUGGUGGCGAACUUAAUUCCGACGUAGGCAUACUACCUUUCGACAUAAUAAAAGACAUGCUUCCAGAAUACGAUGGAGGCACUAACAUCAACACAUGGAUCCAACAGUUCAAUAGCGUUGGCAGCGUUUACAAUUUAAGCGAAAAUACACUUCGCGCAUUGAUGGCAAAUAGGCUGAGAGGUAAGGCGCAGGCCUGGUUACAUUCGAAGCCAACAUUUUUAGUUGAACAUGUUGAGGUGUUAGUCAGUGAAAUGCGAAGCUUGUUCUUACCGCAGCGGAAUAAAUUGCUACUCCGUAAGAAGUUCGAGACCCGCAAAUGGCAAGCAGGAGAGGACUUUUAUACAUACUACAACGAUAAAAUAGCAUCGGCUUGUGGACUCAAUAUCGAAGAAAGUGAAUUAAUCGAUCACGUCAUAGAAGGAAUUCCAGACGAGCACCUACGGACGCAAGCGUACAUUCAGUGUUUUAGCAACAAAGAACAACUUUUGCAGGCGUUUGGCAGAGUGGAGUUGAAGUCGAGUACGUCGAAAGCCGCUGGUAUUAGGUGCUACAAUUGCAACUCAGUAGGACAUAUGGCUACGGAGUGCAAAAAACCAAAGCGGGAGAGAGGUGCUUGCUACAGCUGCGGAAGCAAGGAACACAAGGUCGCAGCUUGUCCGAAGAGGAAGACGGUGAUCCACGCAGUUGAAGAAAACCAAUACAAUGCCUAUUAGACUCCGGAAGCCCGAUUAGUUUUGUCAAACGAUCCUUACUACCAAAUACUAUCGCAAUUCGUGAAUUUUCUUCUGUUUCUU